Emiliania huxleyi CCMP1516 is the source of this 850-nucleotide messenger RNA. RefSeq lists its product as hypothetical. The annotation marks the transcript as partial. Gene Ontology annotation, cellular component: membrane. The transcript is spliced from 2 exons. The record is from RefSeq and is a predicted model, not a curated record. Lineage: Eukaryota; Haptophyta; Isochrysidales; Noelaerhabdaceae.
CCGAUCGAGCGGGCGGACUGCGUGAUGAGCGACUUCAAGGAGUGGCUGCUCAAAGACAAGAGCGGGGCCGAGGCCGAGGCCGCCUUCCCGCUCGAGCCCGGCGAGUUUGCGCCGCAGAUGCACAGCUUCCUCUCGGCCACGCCGCAGUACCGCGAGAUGGUGGGCUUCACCGGCCCAGACUUCGCGGCGGUGAGCUGGCUGCGCGUCCGCGUCCGCGCAAAGUUCGACGCGCGCGGGACGGCGGCGCUGCGGCUGCUCGCCGACCCGCAGCUGCUCGCGCACUACAAGCAGGAGUGGGAGGGCUGGUUUAGGAGCCUCGAGGGCGUCGCGGCGCGCGGCGUCUCGAGCUGCCCCAAGUGGAACAUGCUCGCCACCGAGGACGCCUUCUUCCGCGGCGUCUACUCGGCGCUGCUCUGGACGCCGCUCUUCUCGAUGGCGGCGGUGCUCGUCUUCUCGCGCUCGCUCGCCGUCGCGUACGCCGCGCUCUUCUGCCUCCUCGGGAUGGUCGCGUCGGUGCUCGGCCUGAUGCGGCUCUUCUCGAUGCCGCUCGGCGUCGUCGAGGCACUCGCCCUCUCGCUCAUCAUCGGCCUCUCCGUCGACUACAUCAUCCACGCGGCGCACGCCUACACGCACUCCCUCCUGCCCGACCGCUUCUACAAGUCGCGCGCGGCGCUGCUCGCGCGCCUCCCGUCGGUCGUCGCCGCCGCCCUCACCACGCUCGCCGCCGUGCUGCCGCUGCUGCUCGCCCGCCUCCUCCCGCUCCGCGACUUUGGCGUCGUCUUCCUCUUUGUGACGGCCGUCUCGCUCGUCUUCUCCGCCGCCUUCCUCACCGCCCUGAUGCUGCUCGGAC